AUGGAGGUCAAUAAUGUAAUAUACAACACCAUGGAGGUCAAUAAUGUAAUAUACAACACCAUGGAGGUCAAUAAUGUAAUAUACAACACCAUGGAGGUCAAUAAUGUAAUAUACAACACCUUGGAGGUCAAUAAUGUAAUAUACAACACCCUGGAGGUCAAUAAUGUAAUAUACAACACCCUGGAGGUCAAUAAUGUAAUAUACAACACCUUGGAGGUCAAUAAUGUAAUAUGCAACACCCUGGAGGUCAAUAAUGUAUUAUACAACACCUUGGAGGUCAAUAAUGUAAUAUACAACACCUUGGAGGUCAAUAAUGUAUUAUACAACACCUUGGAGGUCAAUAAUGUAAUAUACAACACCUUGGAGGUCAAUAAUGUAAUAUGCAACACCUUGGAGGUCAAUAAUGUAAUAUACAACACCUUGGAGGUCAAUAAUGUAAUAUACAACACCUUGGAGGUCAAUAAUGUAUUAUACAACACCUUGGAGGUCAAUAAUGUAAUAUACAACACCUUGGAGGUCAAUAAUGUAUUAUACAACACCUUGGAGGUCAAUAAUGUAAUAUACAACACCUUGGAGGUCAAUAAUGUAAUAUACAACACCAUGGAGGUCAAUAAUGUAUUAUACAACACCUUGGAGGUCAAUAAUGUAUUAUACAACACCUUGGAGGUCAAUAAUGUAUUAUACAACACCUUGGAGGUCAAUAAUGUAAUAUACAACACCUUGGAGGUCAAUAAUGUAAUAUACAACACCUUGGAGGUCAAUAAUGUAAUAUACAACACCAUGGAGGUCAAUAAUGUAUUAUACAACACCUUGGAGGUCAAUAAUGUAUUAUACAACACCCUGGAGGUCAAUAAUGUAAUAUACAACACCCUGGAGGUCAAUAAUGUAAUAUACAACACCUUGGAGGUCAAUAAUGUAAUAUGCAACACCCUGGAGGUCAAUAAUGUAUUAUACAACACCUUGGAGGUCAAUAAUGUAAUAUACAACACCUUGGAGGUCAAUAAUGUAUUAUACAACACCUUGGAGGUCAAUAAUGUAAUAUACAACACCUUGGAGGUCAAUAAUGUAAUAUGCAACACCUUGGAGGUCAAUAAUGUAAUAUACAACACCUUGGAGGUCAAUAAUGUAAUAUACAACACCUUGGAGGUCAAUAAUGUAUUAUACAACACCUUGGAGGUCAAUAAUGUAAUAUACAACACCUUGGAGGUCAAUAAUGUAUUAUACAACACCUUGGAGGUCAAUAAUGUAAUAUACAACACCUUGGAGGUCAAUAAUGUAAUAUACAACACCAUGGAGGUCAAUAAUGUAUUAUACAACACCUUGGAGGUCAAUAAUGUAUUAUACAACACCUUGGAGGUCAAUAAUGUAAUAUACAACACCUUGGAGGUCAAUAAUGUAAUAUACAACACCUUGGAGGUCAAUAAUGUAAUAUACAACACCUUGGAGGUCAAUAAUGUAAUAUACAACACCUUGGAGGUCAAUAAUGUAAUAUACAACACCUUGGAGGUCAAUAAUGUAAUAUACAACACCUUGGAGGUCAAUAAUGUAAUAUACAACACCAUGGAGGUCAAUAAUGUAUUAUACAACACCUUGGAGGUCAAUAAUGUAUUAUACAACACCUUGGAGGUCAAUAAUGUAAUAUACAACACCUUGGAGGUCAAUAAUGUAAUAUACAACACCUUGGAGGUCAAUAAUGUAAUAUACAACACCUUGGAGGUCAAUAAUGUAAUAUACAACACCUUGGAGGUCAAUAAUGUAAUAUACAACACCUUGGAGGUCAAUAAUGUAAUAUACAACACCUUGGAGGUCAAUAAUGUAAUAUACAACACCUUGGAGGUCAAUAAUGUAAUAUACAACACCAUGGAGGUCAAUAAUGUAUUAUACAACACCUUGGAGGUCAAUAAUGCGUUAUACAACACCAUGGAGGUCAAUAAUGUAAUAUACAACACCAUGGAGGUCAAUAAUGUAUUAUACAACACCUUGGAGGUCAAUAAUGUAUUAUACAACACCUUGGAGGUCAAUAAUGUAUUAUACAACACCCUGGAGGUCAAUAAUGUAUUAUACAACACCUUGGAGGUCAAUAAUGUAUUAUACAACACCCUGGAGGUCAAUAAUGUAUUAUACAACACCUUGGAGGUCAAUAACGUAUUAUACAACACCCUGGAGGUCAAUAAUGUAUUAUACAACACCCUGGAGGUCAAUAAUGUAUUAUACAACACCUUGUCGCACUGGUAA
This is a messenger RNA of Procambarus clarkii (red swamp crayfish), 2235 nucleotides long. Lineage: Eukaryota; Metazoa; Arthropoda; Malacostraca; Decapoda; Cambaridae. The record is from RefSeq and is a predicted model, not a curated record.